This is a messenger RNA of Chlamydomonas reinhardtii, 2622 nucleotides long. RefSeq lists its product as uncharacterized. The record is from RefSeq and is a predicted model, not a curated record. The transcript is spliced from 7 exons. The coding region runs from base 364 to 2196 and encodes 610 amino acids. Lineage: Eukaryota; Viridiplantae; Chlorophyta; Chlorophyceae; Chlamydomonadales; Chlamydomonadaceae.
UCUAUUGAACGCCCUUGCUUCUUCUUGCUACCUUGGUGUCCCUUGCAGUCCCCGGCCGCAUGUUAACCGUGUAGGCAGCUAACAAACAAUGCAUACGAUGAAUAUUAAAUUCAACUGAAUGAACUACAAAUGGCCCGACAGGUAACCUCAUAACUCAAAAGUUAUAAGUCGACGCUCGGGCUUGCUAAUGUAAAUACCCGCAGAAAAGUAAAGCUGCAAAGAUCAGGCAUGGCCUACACGCUGCGAACAACAACCUCUCGGCGCUGUUUGAUGCCAACGCCGUGGAGGACCUCGAGGGCUCGCAACUGAAGUGAGUGCUCUCAUAAAAUAACAAAGCCGUGUUCUCGAGAUGCACCGUGCGUCAUGUUCACUCGCACUCACAGGCAACUGCCGGGCGCCCUCUACAUUGUCGCCGACCCCACCUCCUCCUCCAUUGAAGUCCAUGCUUACGGCUCCAUGGAUGACCCUAUGCUCGUGCCGAGCAUCACGCACCUGGUGAAGUGCGCGUACGCAGUACACCAGCUCCGCCAGCCCCCGCCCAACAUUACCAUCGUCAAGGCCAAGGCGACUGGCACCACCGCAGGGCCAGCACCCAAGCCAGAGUCCUACCUGGUGAGGGAGACGCUGCGCUUUGUGUACCAGAACGCCGUGCUGCCAGGCCUUCGGGAACUGUACGAUACAGGAUUCACAGUGCACAUGUGCAACGGGGGCAAGUGGAGCAAGGAUGACGGCGUGUCAGCAGGGAAAAUUGCAAGCUGGAUUCCUGCAGACGGGGGGUGCUGCACAUGUGAUGGCAGCACGUGCAUGGACGCGCGGGCGAAGUUAGGGUUUCCUAACGUGCCGCUGGUGGACUACAUGAAGCACGAACUUCGGAAGGAGGAGGCAAAGAAGGCUAUCAGCUGGGGGGUGCGGCGGAGUACGUUCGUUGCUCAGAAGGUGGCCGAGUUGGAGGCGGAAUGGAAGGAGGAGCGUGCCGACCACAAGGCAUCUCAGGCGCGAUCUGGGGCCGCUGCGGCCCGGGUCCAGCAAUCAGCGGAGUCUGACGCAAGUGACAGCGAUGAGGAGGUGGUCAACCCGGUGGUGGCUCGCAAGGUCCGCAAGCAGCAAGGUGCAACUGCACUCAGCCAGCAGCUCCUGCAGACGCAUUUUGAGCGCUUCAACAUGGAUGGGAAGGGGGCCGGGGAGGGCUCGCUGCUGCUGGUGCUGAAGGAAGAAGGCUAUGGGCUAUCCAAGGCAGCCCUGGCCAGGGCGCUGCGGGAUGCCAGCUUGAGAUGGGGCAAGCUCACGCCGACGCAGGAGGAGGCACUCGGCCACUUCCAGGAGGUGAAGGAAGAGUACGGCGAGGAGGAAGCUGUGGCGGUCAUUGCUGGCAUGCUCAGCCUGACGCUUGAACAUGCUCGCAAGCGCCUGGCUGCGGCAAAGUUGCUCCGUUCUCGCGUGGACAAGCAGCCGGAGGGCUCUGGGCGGGCGGUGCAAACGGCACUCAGCAGGCACACCACCAAGAAGAGUCGCGGUGGCAAGGAGGGCCACGGCAGAGAGGAACGCCGCGGUGAUGACGUGAGCCGCGGUGAUGACGUGAGCCACGGCGGUGAGGCGAGCAGCAGCGGCGAGGCGAGCAGCAGCGAUGAGGAGGGCGGUGGUGAGGAGGGGAGCGGCGGUGAGGAGAGCAGCAGCGGUGAGGAGAGCAGCAGCAGUGAGGAGAGCCACGGCUGCAGCGAUGUCGAUGAGGACGCCCCAUGUAAGAAGUGCGGCGGCGCCGACGCGACCGUCUUUGACAUGGUAUUUUGCGAUGACUGCAACGACUGCUAUCACGUGAACUGCCAUGAACCCCCUCUCACGGCGGUGCCGAUGGGCCGCUGGAGCUGCAGCACAUGUGCACAGAAGCCCGUUGACUGUGCGGGCGGCGGGUUGGGCGGGGGUGCCGAAGCACUGCAGCGUGCAGGCGGGCCCGGCGCGGACUUGGAGGUCGCAGCACUGGGCAGGGCGGUGACAGCUGCCGGCGCCACCACGGCAGCGGACUGCAGCAGCACAGGUGGCGGUGACGGCGGGGCGCUAGCGCCGACAGCAAGCCCACCUCCAGGGCUGGGCGGGGGUGCCGGGGCACCGGUGCACAAUAAGCGCAUAGCAGUUGGUGAGCUGCCAAGACGUAAUAAGGGCGCAAAGCUGCAAAGCAUCCUUGAGAUGUUGAAGAAGUAGUUGACACGUGACACUGAGCAACCCGUUGACAUGUCUCAAGGAUAGUCCGUUCGGAUAGUUUUUACAGGCUGGAAACCAAUAUAAUAAGGAUACUUAUGCUAUGUAGGUGCCACCUGCUGAGUUUCAACUGAAUCGGAGGUGGUCAUUUUUGGAAGGUAGUGCUUCUGGGGGUCGUUUCGGCGGGGGUUUGGGAGGUGUGAGAGGCGAGUCGCUCCAAACUGAAGGUCACCUGCUUGCGUUCAAACUCGAGAACAUGCAUUCUGAUACUAUUAGAUUUCAUAUGAUAUAUGCUGGCAGCACGUUUGGUGUCUAGAGACUUGGUCAGUCCAGCACAUGACAUGUCGGCACGCGUUACACACUCGGCACGAGAACGCUUGCGCUGAGUAGGUCAUCGUACUUCUGUACGCUGUAUAACGUAUGACCGGU